AUGCAGGACCUGGCUUGGCAGGGCGGCCUCCUCAGGGAAGAAAUCGGGAAGCAAGCUGUGCUAUUUAGCGUUGACUUUGAUCUCUGCUUCUGGCAUCUGGGGAGGGUGGGUGCCACAAGACAGCUGGAUGUGUUUGUGGCCACUUCCCAGGGCAUGGGGAGUGGCAGUGUCCUGGCCUUCUGGGGACCUGGCCAUCAGUUUUGUGAAGGGAUGCGGCAGGGAAGGGGAAGCCUGCGGUCCAGGAGGAGGUGCCUCGUGGUGCUCCUUGCAGUCUUUGCUCUCUCUGAGGUUAAUGCCAUCACCAGGGUUCCUCUGCACAAAGGGAAGUCGCUGAGGAGGACCCUGAAGGAGCACGGGCUCCUGGAAGACUUCCUGAGGAAUCAUCAUUAUGUGGUCAGCCGGAAGCACUCCAACUCUGGGGUGGUGGCCAGCAAGUCUCUGACCAACUACCCGGAUAAAUCUCGGAGCUGUGGUAGAGGCAGUCUCCCUGCUCUCAGUCACCGCCACAAGAGGCUGGCUGACCCAGCAAAGGCAGUGCUCCUGCCUGCCAGCUCUGAAGGCCACCACCAGGAGGGUCUCCAACAUGUGGACCCCCACCAGACUGUGGGCCUGAGCACCCAGGAACCUGGCGACAUCUUCACCUACUCCGAGUCUGACGGGAUCCUGGGGCUGGCCUGUCCCUCUCUUGCCUCUGUGUAGUCAGUGCCCAUGUUUGACAACAUGAUGCAGAGGCACCUGGUGGCCCAAGACCUGUUCUCAGUCUACAUGAGCAGGAAUGACCAGGGGAGCCUGCUCACACUGGGGACCACUGACCCGUCCUACUACACAGGCUCCCUGCACUGGAUACCCGUGACUGUGCAAGAAUACUGGCAGUUCACUGCGGACAGUGUCACCAUCGAUGGCGUGGUGGUGGCCUGUGACGGUGGCUGUCAGGCCAUUCUGGACACUGGCAUCUUCCUGCUGGUGGGGCCGGGCAGUGACCUCUUCAACAUCCAGCAGGCCAUUGGAGCCACCGCGGGCCAGUACGACAAGUUUGACAUCGACUGCAGGUGCCUAAGCAGCAUGUCCACGGUUGUCUUCGAGAUCCACGGCAGGAAGUACCCCCUGCCACCCUCCGCCUACACCAGCCAGGACCAGGGCUUCUGAACCAAUGGUUUCCAGGGUGACUAUAGUUCCCAGCAGUGGAUCCUGGGGGAUGUCUUCAUCCGGGAGUAUUACAGCAUCUUUGACAGGGCCAAUAACCAUGUGGGGCUGGCAAAGGCUGUCUGA
Molecule: messenger RNA, 1269 nt
Organism: Piliocolobus tephrosceles (Ugandan red Colobus)
Lineage: Eukaryota; Metazoa; Chordata; Mammalia; Primates; Cercopithecidae
Product: chymosin-like
Exons: 9
Biological process (GO): proteolysis
Molecular function (GO): aspartic-type endopeptidase activity
Source: RefSeq, a predicted model, not a curated record